AUGGAUCUCGUAAAAUUGAAAUCAGUCCGAUCGGGGAACAGAAGCGCUGUUACCAGAUUAUUCCGAAGAUUAGAUGAAGCAAAGGAGAAUUCGAAUUUCGAUGAAGAAGAAGUUAUAGCAACACUCGGAAAACUAGUGCAAAAACAAACAUUGUUUGAGGACUUAAACGAACAAAUUCUUAAGUUAACAGAACCGGAAGAUGUGGAAAAUGAGAUAGUGGAUUCAGAUGAAUAUUCAGUGGAUAUGGAAACAAAGAUUCGCCACAUACGUAAGUUCAUACAAAAUGUCCAAACACCACAGUCCCGUCAAAUUGAUUCACAUACAACAACCCACACAUUAAAUCCAGAAACUAUACCGUUUGUACCAACGCACAACAUAGCCAACCCACACAACGCACAGUCGUUUGAGAACCCGUCUGUACAAGCCAGUCAUACGUUCAACACACAGCAAAGCACAUUUUCGUCAGCCAGUAGUCACCGCCUACCCAAACUUUCGCUUCCAAUAUUCUCAGGGAACAUCUUAGAAUGGCAAACUUUCUGGGACUCAUAUGAGUCGGCCGUACACCUUAACUUGUCACUUACAAAUGUACAAAAAUUCAAUUACUUGAAAGCACAGCUAGAAUAUGAAGCACUUGAUUCUAUAGCGGGGUUCGCACUUACAAAUGUAAACUACGAUGAAGCCGUAAAUCUAUUAAAAGAGAGGUUCGGUCAACAAGACAAAAUCAUAAAUGCAUACAUGCGGGCAUUAUUAAAAAUCCCUUCGCCUAGAAAUCAACUUACAAGCUUACGAAGUUUUUAUGAUAAAAUGGAAAGUUACGUCAGGGGAUUAGAAGCUUUAGGUCAGACACAAGAAACAUACGGCACUCUACUUGUUCCGAUUAUUAUGAAGAAAUUACCCGGGGAAGUCAGACAACAUCUCGCGCGAGAACAUAGAAUACAAACUUGGGUAUUACGGGACCUCCGUAAAAGCAUUUUAAAUGAGAUCAAUAUAAUGGACGCAGGACAAGAGUUAGAGUCGACAAACCAUUUGCCCACAACAUCGUCUUUCUUUGCCGGAGCGAACUCGGCAAAGUCCAAAUCUUUCAAGAAUAUUGACACAAGACCUUGCGUUUUCUGUCAUGAAAUACACGCACCUACUUAUUGCAGUAAUAUAACCGACACGGAAUCCCGCAUGGACGUAGUAAAACGAGAUAGGUUAUGCUUUAACUGCCUUGGUAACCACAGACUUAACGAAUGUAAAUCUGAGAAUACAUGCAAAUAUUGUAACAGAAAACACCAUACAAGCUUAUGUAAUGCCCACAAAACAAACGACAUAAUACGUGGUAAUGAAGAAAGCGAUAGAAAUGGAGGUAAUACUUCAACGCAUACGAAUUUCCGCGCACAUGAUAACCAGAGCAGCAACCCUCUAAACCCGCCAAACCCGUCAUCUUUGAAUUCGACAAACGUUCACCUCGUAAAUGAUAGUCAUACAACGGAACAAGAUACUACCAUUUUGUUUUCAAAAUCGAAAGAAUCACGAUCAAAUGUACUGUUGAAAACCGCCGUAACACAAGUUGGAGCGAACCAACACUUUAUGGAUACGAACAUUCUCCUUGACGAAGGAGCGCAAAGAUCGUUUUUAACGCAGGAAGUAGCGAAUAAACUUCACUUACAGAUAGAGGGAACAGAAAUUAUACAGUUAUCGGCAUUUGAAGGUAAAGAGAAAACCGCGAGACAUUUAGAAAUCACAACAGUCUACCUGAAAACCGAUGCAGGACACGUAAUGCCAAUCAAAGUACUGAUAGUACCUUUCAUCGCUUUGCCUCUACAGAAUCAAAUGAGUAACAUUGAUACGAAAUAUGAAUAUUUACGUGGUUUAAAGUUAGCGCACACGACGACAGAGCAAGAUUCAUUCCAGAUAUCGUUGCUAGUAGGCGCAGAUCACUACUGGGACAUUGUAGAAGAUCAUGUAGUACGUGGAAACGGUCCGACAGCCGUGAAAUCUAAGAUCGGAUAUUUGCUUUCAGGACCUACAUACGGUAAAGAGUUGAACACGUCGAACGAUCACACGCUUAAUAUUUCACACGUUGCUGUUGAAUACAAUCCAGAGAAACUUUGGAAUUCGGAGUCUAUAGGAAUCAAUAGUAAGGAGAUCGAAGAAGAUAAUACAUAUAUUAAAGCCUUCGCUAGGUUAGCAUGGAAAGAAAACUCUGAUGAAUUACCUACAAAUUCAACCGUUAGGAAAAAAAGGACACAAAACGUCACUACAAACCUCAUUAAAACCCCAGAUAUGUUGAAUGGGUACGGAGAAAUUAUACAAGAACAGAAAGGACGGCGAUUCAGGAAGAAGGUGACUGAAACAUCAGAAAUUUCAAGAAAAGCCAAUCCUGAUCAUCCAGUACAUAGGAAAUCGAGCACCACUCGUAUCAGAAUAGUUAACAACUGCAGAAAAAGGAAAAGAUGGAAAUCCGAAUACCAUAUGUUGUUACGUGAAUUUCUUAGGACCAACACAAGAGAAACUACAAGACCGAUCGCAAAAUUAUAUCCGUUGAAAGUAACACAAACGAUGACAAACAAUUCUAACGUUCCAAUUGAUGAACAGGAACAUAUGGAAAACAGACCGAAACGAAAAGCUAGCCUAAAAGCCCGAGAGACGAUACAGAAGUGGAUUCACCAGUGA
Molecule: messenger RNA, 2658 nt
Organism: Mytilus trossulus (common blue mussel)
Lineage: Eukaryota; Metazoa; Mollusca; Bivalvia; Mytilida; Mytilidae
Exons: 1
Coding region: 1-2658 (885 amino acids)
Source: RefSeq, a predicted model, not a curated record